GGAAGGAAAGAAGGAGGAGCCGGAGGAGGAGGAGCCGGGAGAGCGCGGACAAAGGAGGUGGCAGUGGAAAGGGCACCGGCGUCUGGGGGCACCGGCGUCCCAGGCCAACAUGAAGCUGAACGAGAGGAGCUUGACCUUCUACGCCACCUGUGACUCGCCCACGGACCACGCCGGCGUCCUCCACAAGAAGGGCGAGCGCAACACGGCCUACCACCGCCGCUGGUUUGUGCUGAAGGGGAACAUGCUCUUCUACUUCGAGGAGCGGGAGAGCCGGGAGCCCGUGGGGGUCAUCAUCCUGGAGGGCUGCACGGUGGAGCUGUGCGAGGCCAGCGAGGAGUUUGCCUUCGCCAUCCGCUUCCAGGGCGCCAAGUCCCGCACCUACGUCUUGGCUGCCGAGAGCCAGGCGGCCAUGGAGGCCUGGGUCAAGGCCCUCUCGCGGGCCAGCUUCGGCUACAUGCGCCUGGUGGUGCGGGAGCUGGAGAAGCAGCUGGACGAGAUGCGCAGGGAUCUCUCGGCCGGGCACCGGCUCCAGCGGCGGGGGCCUCUUUACUGGAAGAACCGGACGGCGCCCAACUCGGAAGCCACCAUCCCACUUUGCGUGCCGGCCAAAGAAAAUGGCUGCGCGCUCUGGAAUAAUUCCAGCCUUCCGGCGGGAUACCCCUACACUGAACCCUGUGGCGCAAGGACUUGUGGGGAGGGCAGCCAUGACGGGGGGCUCAAGCCACCCCCUUUACCACCUCGGAGACGGGCCCUCUCAGGCCAUUCUGGGCGCACCAACGGCCCCAGCUCGGAUAGCCCCGUGUAUCCGAGUGCGGCCUGUUUCUCCAAACUCCAUAACUGGUAUGGCCAGGAGAUCCUGGAACUGCGGCAGGUCUGGCUGGAGGGGCAAAAGGGCACCAGUCUCUAAACCAGUGGUUCCCAAACUUAUUUAGCCUGUGCCCCUUUCCAGAAAAAAUAUGACUCAGCGCCACCUGGAAAGGAGGGGGUGACUUAGAGGGGUGGGCGUGGCUUCUGUUCAAGAGAGCGGGGCUGAGCCUCUCCCUAGUCCAAGAUGCAGGGCUGCGAGGGGAGGUGGGCAGGGCUACAAAUGGGCAGCCAGGGCUGGGAUGGAGUUAUGAGCUCUGGGGCAGGGCUGAGCUUCUAUCCCUGUCCUGCGGCGCCUGCCAGGACACAGGGGGCGGGGCUAGAGGAGGGGGCGGGGCCUCUUCCCAAGUGCCUGACAGGGAUGAACCUCUAUACCCCGCCCCCAUGUUCUAACAAGCGCCUUGGGAGGUAUAUAGAGGCUCAGCCCUGUCUCGCGCUCUUGGGAAGAGGCCCCGCCCCCACCACAGCCCCGCCCUUUAGUCCUAAAAGGCCUCUCGGGAGAGGUAUAGAGGCUCAGCCCUGUCUCAGGCUCUUGGAAGGAGGCCCCACCCCACCCCUAGCCCUGCCUUUUAGUCCUAAAAGGCCUCUCAGGAGAGGUAUAAAGGCUCAGCCCUGUCUCGCGCUCUUGGGAAGAGGCCCCACCCCUGCCCCUAGCCCCGCCCUUUAGUCCUAAAAGGCCUCUCGGGAGAGGUAUAGAGGCUCAGCCCUGUCUCAGGCUCUUGGGAAGAAGCCGCGCCCCUAGCCCCGCCCUUUAGUCCUAAAAGGCCUCUCGGGAGAGGUAUAGAGGCUCAGCCCUAUCUCAGGCUCUUGGGAAGAAGCCGCGCCCCUAGCCCCGCCCUUUAGUCCUAAAAGGCCUCUCGGGAGAGGUAUAGAGGCUCAGCCCUAUCUCAGGCUCUUGGAAGGAGGCCCCACCCCCUUCCCUAGCUCCGCCUUCUGUGUCCCAACAAGCGCCUCAGGAGAGGUAUAGAUGCUCAGCCCUGUCUUGGGCUCUUGGGAAGAAGCCACGCCCACUCCUCUGGCCCCGCCCUCAUGUCCUAAUAGGUGCCAUCACCGCCCCCCUGGAUCGCUCCAGUGCCCACCGGGAAUCACUGCUCUAAACUAAGCCUCUGUGACUAAGCCUCAGCAGUUGGAAACUCUGUCUUCCGACCUCCUUCCAGUGAAAACGCACAUCGUCGCAGCCUCUCAUCCAGCUCACGGGUACCAGCUCAUCCCUUCCUGUCUGUCAGCUUAAAGAAUCAAGCCAGUGUCUGUCUUUUAGUUCGUGUUCGCUGGACACUUCCUCAGACAGAAAAGGCCAUCCUUUACAUUACAACGAGGGGCCUUCAGCUAGUGUUGUCGAAGGCUUCCAUGGCCGGGAUCACAGUGUUGUUCUAUGUUUUCCCGGCCAUGUUCCAGUAGUAUUCUCUCCUGACGUUUCGCCUACAUCUGUGUCAGGCAUCCUCAGAGAAACUAAGCAAGGAAGGUUUAUAUCUAUCUGUGGAAAGUCCAGGGUGAGAGAAGAACCCAUGCAGGAAGAUGCCAGGAGAUGAAGCUAUUCAAUGCCAAUCAACUGGCCUCCAACUGACAAGAGUUCUUCUCUCACCCUAGAAAUAUAAACCUUCCUUGCUUAGUUUCUCCAUACCUGACAACCUCUGAGGAUGCCUGACGUAGAUGUGGGCGAAACGUCAGAAGAGAAUGCUUCUGGAGCAUGGCCAGACAGCCUGGAAAAUAUACAACAACACUGGCCUUCAGCUAGUUAGAAAGAAAGGGCACACCGCAGGCUUGCAAGCUCUUUCCUCACCUACCUCCUCGCAAAAUCCCUGGUGCUGUUCUGUUCUUCAUCACUGUGAGCUGCGGAAGCCAAGGCUCAAAUCUGAAUUUAUCAUCAUUGGCUGACUCUCUCUGUCUGAUUCUGCUUCGCUCUGUCUUUCUGAUCUACCUCGCAGGGGUGUUCUGGGGAUCAAAUAGAAGAGAAGAAUAUUGAGUGGCCAUCAGCUUUUGUCUUCUUCCGAGAAGAGCCAAUACACAGCAAAAGUGUCUUGCUUUCCGAUUUCUAUUCGACCGGCCCUCCGACAGCACUGUCCCUUUGCCUUUCGGAAGAGCAGGCAAACUUUUCCGAAAGGCAAAUCCUAUCUGGGAAGCAGCCAGGUAAGAGGAAGACUUUUCUGGACAAGGAAAAGGAAGCACAGCGAAUCAUUUUUUUCAGGGGAGGACGUGUCCAAGUUGGGUGGAAAAAACCACACAAGAGGAACCAUCGCAUGGGAAGGCCCAGAUCACAAAUGACUUUCGGCCACAAUGGAGAACUGAAACUUUAUUGCCUUCUUUUAUUGCCUUUAUUCCUGUCACCACUUGUCCCACUUUUCAAGGUGGAGGUGAAAUCUGCACAUUCUUCCGGGUGAAAACACUUCUCUGUAGAAUGUGUUCUCAAAGGCUUUCACGGCCGGAAAUAAUGGGUUGCUGUGAGUUUUCUGGGCUGUCUAGCCAUGUUCCAGAAGCAUUCUCUCCUGAUGUUUCACCCACCUCUAUGGCAGGCAUCCUCAGAGGUUGUGAGGUCUGUUGGAAACAUGGCAAGUGAGGUUUAUACCGUAUAUACUCGAGUAUAAGCCGACCCGAUUAUAAGCAGAGGCAACUAAUUUUGCCACGAGAAAACUGGGAAAACAUUGACUCAAGUAUAAGCCGAGGGUGGUAAAUUUCCGAAAUAAAAAUAGAUACCAAUAAAAUUACAUUAAUUGAGGCAUCAGUACGUUAAAUGUUUUUGAAUAGAAUCAUAGAAUCAUAGAAUAUUUACAUAAAGCUCAAAUUUAGGAUAAGACUGUCCAACUCUGAUCAAAUCAUUAUUCUCAUCUUCAAUGUAAAUGUGCUUAUAUAUCUUUUUAAUAAUAAUAGAGUAAAAUAAUACAUGUACAGUAGAGUCUCACUUAUCCAACACUCGCUUAUCCAACAUUCUGGAUUAUCCAACGCAUUUUUGUAGUCAAUGUUUUCAAUAUAUCGUGAUAUUUUUGUGCUAAAUUCGUAAAUACAGUAAUUACUACAUAGCAUUACUGCGUAUUGAACUACUUUUUCUGUCAAAUUUGUUGUCUAACAUGAUGUUUUGGUGCUUAAUUUGUAAAAUCAUAACCUAAUUUAAUGUUUAAUAGGCUUUUCCUUAAUCUCUCCUUAUUAUCCAACGUUCUGCCGGCCCGUUUAUGUUGGAUAAGUGACUCUACUGUAUUUAAAAAACUCUAAAAUCAGGACAGUAAAUAAUAAUAAUAACAACAAUAAUAAUGACUUUAUUUUUAUAUCCUGCCUCCAUCUCCUCGAAGGGACUCGGAGCGGCUCACAUGAGGAUAAGCCCAGAACAACACUCAGAAAACGGGAAUUCCGGAUAUGAAACAAUCAGGGCCAACUAACAUCUCCCAACAAAGGAUUCCCCCAGACAGGAAGCAGCCAGGUCUUGAAGCGGAAAGGCUAUUCAGUGCUAAUCAAGCUGGUCGACAUUCCCGCUUGCUUCCAACAGACAAAGAGUUCUUUCUUCCACCCUGGACAUGAUUCCACAGGGAUAUGAACCCCACUUGCCUAGUUUCCAACAGACCUCACAACCUCUGAGGAUGCCUGCCACAGAUGUGGGCGACAUGUCAGGAGAGAAUGCUCCUGGAACAUGGCCAGCAACCCAUCUUCUCUGUUGCAUUCUUAACAAGAAGCGAACCCUUUUAUGAGUUCUGCACCAUCUUUGCUGGACGAAGAUGGCAGUGAGCUUGGAAAGCUUUGAGACUAACCAGGAAAAAGAUGUUCGUAAACCAAAAGCUUCGUCUACCAGCUACUUCUUCCCAGUUAGUCUCAAAGAUACUACAAUAUGUCUUUGAAUGGUUGGAGAAAACGGCUUAUCUCCUUAUUUAUUACUUUGUGGUACUGUUUUGGCUUGGUUAGAGUGGUACAGAAUGUAAAACGGUUUUUCAAGUUAAUAGUUACACGAGUCAAGUCAUUUCACUUGAUCUAGUUGGUGUAGAUGAACAGCUGGGUCAGAACAGUUGGCCUCUCUUUUUUUACUAGCAAUAUUGAGAUUUCUGGGCUUAUAUUUUUAGCCGAAGCUUCCACAUUUUGAGUUGUUUCUAACUUGUUCGAGUAAAUCAAUUUUUCAUUGUACCAAAUGCACAAGGUUGUGGGUGAACUACAACUCGCACCAUGCCAGGUUAACCCCUUGAAACUCCCAUCAGUACUUAAGUUUGUGAUGUUGUGCAAAUUUGCUCUGGAUGUAUCAUCGGUGAGGUUUAGUGUGCUCUCUGGCUGCAGGGUAAACUAUAACUCCCACUAUGGUGAGUCAGUCCUUUCAUAUCCUUAUAGUGGGUUCAGCUGGUCAUGGAGGUUCUGUGUGCCAAGUUUGGCCCCAGUUUAUUGAUGAUCAGUGUCUCCGGAUGUAGGGAAACUACAACUCUCAGAAAUGGAAACCCUCCAAUAUGUUUGGUUGAUCAUGUGGGUCCUGUAUGCCAAAUUUGAAACAGGUCCAUCAUUGGUGGGAGUCAGUUUCUCAGGUUGUAGGUAAACUACAAUUCCCAAAAAAUCAAGGUCAAUUCCCCGCAAACCCCUCCAGUCAUGCAUUUUCAGCAUAUCGGGUCCAGAUUGCAUCAGUGUUUGGGUUCACAGUGUUCUCUGGAUGUAGGUGAACUACAACUCCUCCAAAUCAAAGUGAAUUUCUCCCAAAAACCUCCAGUAUUUUUUGCUUGGCUCUGUGUGCCAAAUUUAGUCCAAUUCCAUCUUUGGUGGAGUUCAGAGUGCUCUUAGAUUGUAGGUGAACUAUACAUCCCAGUCCCUACAUCUCCUAUAAAUCCAGUUUCAAUUUAUUCCUAUAAAUAUUUGGACUGAUGCAGAACAACCUCCUGUUUCCUGCCACCGAAAGGUGCAAGUGAGCUGGACACGAUGUGAUGAGAAGCUGUAGUUUUCCCAAGGUAGUUUGCACUAUCCUUCAAUGUUUGUCACUGUCACUCCAGCUCCUGACCAAGCCUACCUCACAGGGCUGUUGUGAGGAUCAACAUGCAGACUGUGCCUGGGUUCCACGCACAAUGUAACAAGUAAAUAAACAUUCUGAAAUGGCA
This is a messenger RNA of Anolis carolinensis (green anole), 5912 nucleotides long. It is a transcript of the gene pheta1, whose product is annotated as PH domain containing endocytic trafficking adaptor 1. The record is from RefSeq and is a predicted model, not a curated record. Gene Ontology annotation, biological process: retrograde transport, endosome to Golgi; endosome organization; receptor recycling. Gene Ontology annotation, cellular component: trans-Golgi network; early endosome; recycling endosome. NCBI's taxonomy places the organism in Eukaryota, Metazoa, Chordata, Lepidosauria, Squamata, Anolidae. Bases 110 to 907 code for a protein of 265 amino acids. The transcript is spliced from 2 exons.